Molecule: messenger RNA, 351 nt
Organism: Miscanthus lutarioriparius
Lineage: Eukaryota; Viridiplantae; Streptophyta; Magnoliopsida; Poales; Poaceae
Source: the annotation of a GenBank genome assembly
AUGUCGGCCUACUUGCUUGCUUCCUUGUGUGUGUCAGCAUGUGGUAGGGGCAUACCAGUUCGGCAGACGGCAGUUCCUGGGAUAGAUGCUCUCGACUGCUGGUGCCUGGUGAACAAGAAGAGAAGGUGCUCGGCUCCUGCCGUCCUGCGUGCUACGGCCCUGUGGACAGUGCCCUGCCCUGUUCCCCACAACGCCACGAUGAACGCCGGCACGCCGCGAUGCCAAUGCUGCUGCGGGCAGGCCCUAGGUGUCCAGGCGGGCAGCCGCCCAGUGGCCAACGCCAAGACCCGCCUCCGACGGCCAAGGGGCAAGGACGCAAGGGCCAACUGUGGAGCGCGGAGCCGCGGGUAG